Echinococcus granulosus is the source of this 219-nucleotide messenger RNA. RefSeq lists its product as hypothetical. Lineage: Eukaryota; Metazoa; Platyhelminthes; Cestoda; Cyclophyllidea; Taeniidae. Bases 1 to 219 code for a protein of 72 amino acids. The record is from RefSeq and is a predicted model, not a curated record. The transcript has 2 exons.
AUGUCCAGCAUCUCACAGGUGCACAUUAUUUUUUGCUGGGCGACUGACACCUCUACAGCUGCAGUAGGUUUCAGCCGAUUACACCUUAAAUCGAAAUAUCUCUCCUUUUGUGAUGAGGGUGGUGAAGACUGCGCCCUACGGCCGCCAGGCAAGCGCCGCCUUUUGAGAAGCGGUUUCUGCCGCCUCAACAGCAGAUCUGUAGCAAUGCCGACAGUGUAA